UAAGGGGCGAGAAAACAUGAACAGCAUCGUUUCUGGUGUAAAGGAUAAAUAAAACACGUACGUAAUAUAUAAUAAUAUGACGUAAGACACAAUAUUUACCGUUAAGGAGUCGAUCCUUUUAUGAAAAACGUACCUUUAAGAGGUUUGAAGGCUUAAUGUGUUAAUUUAGGCACGAGACGCUAUUAUUUGAAAGCAGAAUGAUUUUAGUUUCAGUUUUAUCCUCAUUUAUUACACACAAUAAAGAGUUUCGUGCUUUCGUUGCAGUAUUGGUGUAUUUACGUCUUUGUGAUGGUUUUUUGAAGCGUUAAAAUUCAUUGACAGGUGAAUUAGCGCCACCUGCUGGACUGCGCUUUACUGGCAGUUUCCAGUAAUUAUGCUCGAACAAAAAUAUCAACAGUGCGUAUACAGUAUAUUUAUAUAUCAUGGGUGACAUGUAGAAAUAUAUGAAGUCUGUAACAAAGCAGGUUUUGUUAAAAUCUGUUAAAUAUAAAGUAAGUUUUAGCCGAUUUUAUGAACGUAGACAAGCACCACUUUAUACACCUCAUUGACUUCACGACUACAGCUGACCUUUCCAAUAUGGCAGGCGUGUUGUCGUGACCUAGCAGAUAGCACCUGCAAUAUGGCGGGAGUUUAAGUUCUCUGCCCUCUGGCGGAUUGAGGCGGAAGUGCAGCGGAAUAAAAACGCCAUCAGUGAGGGGAGUGACUGUGACCAGCUGCAGUUAGCAUCAAUCUACUGUUUUAGAAAAAUAAAAAUAAAAUUAAAUAAAAUGUCCGACGAUGAGAAGUUACCGCCCGGGUGGGAGAAGCGCAUGAGCCGGAGUUCAGGCAGGGUGUACUACUUUAACCACAGUACGAAUGCAAGUCAGUGGGAGCGGCCGAGUGGGGGCGGUGGUGGGGGGGCGGCGGUGGAAAAGGUGCGCUGCUCUCACCUGCUGGUCAAACACAAUCAGUCGCGCCGACCGUCGUCAUGGAGACAAGAGAACAUCACACGCACCAAAGAGGAAGCUCUGCAGCUUAUACAUGGGUAUAUAGAUCAGAUAAAGUCCGGUGAGGAGGACUUCGAGACAUUGGCGUCUCAGUUCAGUGACUGUAGCUCUGCACGCAAUGGAGGAGACCUCGGCAUGUUCGGCAGGGGUCAGAUGCAGAAGCCUUUUGAAGAAGCCUCAUUUGCGCUGAAGAUCGGAGACAUGAGCGGUCCGGUGUUUACUGACUCCGGGGUUCACAUCAUCCUGCGUACAGGAUAACUCUCAUCCCUUCCUUCAUCAAUCCCUCCAUCCAUCCAUCCCUCUCUUUCUGUCUCUUAUUCCACUUUACUUAAGUCCAUGGACUUCAAUCCAACACACACGCGUGCGCUUUUCCCCUUGAGUUACACACACACACACACACCACACACACACACACACCACACAGUCACUUUCAAGUUGUUUACAAUAAAGCAUCUGUAAUAAAAAUAAAAAUAGUAGAAUGAAAGUCACUAGAUCAGAUUUCAUCAAAGCCCUGAUUGGAUUUUCCUGCUCACCUUCAUCACGAUGUGUCCUGGACACGACAUGUCCAACCUGCAGCCGUGGAGAAUGACCAAUAAAUAUGAUCACAUGAUGAA
Ictalurus furcatus (blue catfish) is the source of this 1600-nucleotide messenger RNA. RefSeq names its product peptidylprolyl cis/trans isomerase, NIMA-interacting 1 (gene pin1). Gene Ontology annotation, cellular component: cytosol; nucleus. The transcript has 4 exons. The coding region runs from base 768 to 1244 and encodes 158 amino acids. Lineage: Eukaryota; Metazoa; Chordata; Actinopteri; Siluriformes; Ictaluridae. Gene Ontology annotation, molecular function: protein binding; peptidyl-prolyl cis-trans isomerase activity. The record is from RefSeq and is a predicted model, not a curated record.